AUGCAUUUCACCAAGACCCUCCUCUCCCUCCUCCCUACCUCCCUCACCCUCGCGAGCCCAACACCUCGCUCCGCCGGCUCCAAGUCCAUGAGGGCCGACGAGCCUGAAUGGAUCAUCGAAUCUCUUAAGCGCGCCUGCAACGACGCUGAUUCUCAGUGCGAUUGGUCCUUCCGCAUCAACACCCAGGCCGCCGAUGCCACAGAGUGUGUCUACUCCGUCCAGGGCAGUCCGGCCUCCCACACCAACGGAGCCCUCGACCGCUGCGGCGUCUUUUCCAUCCAAUCUGGGUACAGCGACGUGUUUGGGGAAGACAACACAUUCUCCACCUUGUCCAUUUCCGACGACGCCCGGGAACUCAUCAUCUGGGCUUCGUACUCCGAGAAGCUGCUCGCGGGCGGCCAGGUCGUCUCGCCAGAUCAGAGCUACUCCCCAAUAUUUAUAGGUAUCCCUUAA
Molecule: messenger RNA, 453 nt
Organism: Clonostachys solani
Lineage: Eukaryota; Fungi; Ascomycota; Sordariomycetes; Hypocreales; Bionectriaceae
Source: the annotation of a GenBank genome assembly